AUGUUAAAAACGAUUGUGUUAUUAUCUUUUUAUUCUCUAUAUAACGUAUUCCAAAAAUCAAUCAAUUGUCUAACUAAAUAUUCUUCCUUUCGAAAAAAAGGAAAGGAAUGUUAUAUAUUAAUCUCUUCUAAUUAUAUAUUAAAAAAUAAAAGUAAAAAAUUUUCAAGAGAUACAUGCAACAUCCUAAAAAAAUUCGAACGAAAUCAAUCGAGUGAUGAAAAAUUUAUAAAAACAUAUUCCGUAGAAAAUGAAAAUGAUUAUAUGGAAAAUAUAUUUUCUCAUAAUGAACAAAACAAGAUAAAAAAAAAAAAAAAAAUUUUAAUAGCUAACUGGAAAUGCUAUUUAUCAAAAGAGGAAGCAUAUAAAUUAAUUGAUACAUUGACAAGAAUUAAAUAUUCUAAUUAUAUCGAUGUAAUAGUAUCUCUUAAUUUAUUAUAUAUACCAUAUCUUUUACAAAAGAUAAAAGAAAAUAAUUCUAAGAUAUAUGCAUGUUCUCAAGAUGUAAGUUUAGUUAAUGAUUUCGGACCAUUUACAGGAGAAACAACUGCAAAAUUAAUUUAUGACUUUAGUAUUAAAUAUACUUUAAUAGGACAUAGUGAAAGAAGACAAGGUUUUUAUAAGAAUGGAGAAACAAUUGAACAGAUAGUCUUGAAGGUAUAUAAUGCUAUUAAUUCUAAAUUAAAAGUUAUACUAUGUAUUGGUGAUGACUAUAAAAAUUCGGAUAAUUCUACAUCUUUAUACAAAAUGAAGGAGCUCUUACGACUUAUCAAAACUAAAAUUUCAAAAGAUGAUAUGAAAAAUAUAAUCAUAGCCUUUGAGCCAAGGUUUGCUAUAGGUACAGGAAAACCAGUAUCCUAUGAUGUUUUAAAUAAAUAUUAUUACGAAUUAAAAAGGGAUAUAGCAAAAGAAAUCGACAAGUCAACAAGUGAAGAAAUGAUGAUAGUUUAUGGAGGAUCUAUAAACAAGUCUAAUAUGAAAGUUUAUGUAGAUAAUACUAAUGUGGAUGGCUUCUUAAUUGGAAAGGCUUCAUUAAAUGAAGACUUUAUCGAUAUUAUAAGAUAUGUAGAUCAUUAA
This is a messenger RNA of Plasmodium adleri (nom. inval.), 1074 nucleotides long. Its product is annotated as triosephosphate isomerase, putative. Gene Ontology annotation, cellular component: cytosol. The record is from RefSeq and is a predicted model, not a curated record. NCBI's taxonomy places the organism in Eukaryota, Apicomplexa, Aconoidasida, Haemosporida, Plasmodiidae. Bases 1 to 1074 code for a protein of 357 amino acids. Gene Ontology annotation, biological process: gluconeogenesis; glyceraldehyde-3-phosphate biosynthetic process; glycerol catabolic process. Gene Ontology annotation, molecular function: triose-phosphate isomerase activity. The transcript is spliced from 4 exons.